Molecule: messenger RNA, 2840 nt
Organism: Acanthopagrus latus (yellowfin seabream)
Lineage: Eukaryota; Metazoa; Chordata; Actinopteri; Spariformes; Sparidae
Gene: fhdc3
Product: FH2 domain containing 3
Exons: 12
Coding region: 222-2615 (797 amino acids)
Source: RefSeq, a predicted model, not a curated record
UCCCCCGUACCUGGAAGCUGACUUGAUUGUGAUUGGUCGAGGCGAUCCCGUCACCUGUGACUGCUGCUGGUGAGACAGGCUGCUGGCUGUGCUGCUGUGCGGGAACACGAGGUCACAUCUGAGUGAGGAUCUAACCUGAGAGCUCGCCUACGUUUUCAAAACACGAUCUGAGCGGCUGACAGUGGGACACUUGCUGCUGUCGUCUCCUGGAUUUAAGACAGAUGGAGGGAGUGCUCAUUUUGAAAUCUGCUUCGCUUCCCAACUGCUCCUCUCUACCUUCUCCACCGGAUGCCCGGGAAGAUUCACAUCCGCAGUCAUCUUCAUCGUCUUCUCCUGAGCCUCCCGUCAUGUGUGUUACCACUGUACCACCUCCACCGCCUCCUCCUCCACCUCCACCACCACCACCACCUCCACCACCACCUCCACCUCCUCUUCUCCUUCCCCCUCCUUUGGACUCCCGUAGUGACCGGCGACGUUCCAUGAAGAAGCUGAACUGGGACACUAUCCCCAGCCAGCGCGUGCUGGGCAAACGGAACGUCUGGACGUGUAAGCGGCAGCAGAGGGACCUCGUGCUGGAUAUUCGGAGCAUGGAGGAGCUGUUCAGUCAUGUAGACAAGCGGGCAUCGAUACGCAACUCGAGGGUCAUGGGUCUGAAGUGUGACGGAAUGGAGAUUCCCCAGGAGCCUCAGGUCACGAUCCUCGACUCAAAAAAGAGCAUGAAUAUCGGGAUCUUCCUCAAACAUUUCAAGAGGCCAGCGGCGGAGAUGGUGCAGGACAUCUGUCAAGGGAACUGGCUCAGAUUUGGGACGGGCAAACUCAGAGAGCUUUGUAAACUGCUGCCAGAAGAAAGUGAGGUGAAGCGGCUGCUGUCGUUCAGUGGGAACCUCUCCGAGUUAGCCGAGGCCGACCGGUUCAUGGUGCAGCUGGUAAAAGUGCCGGGCUAUGAGGAACGUUUGAAAACGAUGGUGCUGAGGGAGGAAUUCUUUCCUCUCAUGGAAGAGGUGAAGAACUCUGUUGCUGUCAUGACCAAAGGAGCUAAUGAGCUGUUGAACUGUGACGACCUCCACUCAGUAAUUCGGCUGGUAUUAAAAGCCGGGAAUUACAUGAACGCUGGUGGUUACAGUGCCAAUGCCAUUGGGUUCAGGAUGACCUCUCUGCUCAAGCUGGCAGACACAAAGGCUAACAAGCCUGGCAUGAACCUCAUGCACUAUGUUGCCAAGCAAGCAGAGGACAUCGAUGCAGAGUUGCUGACUUUUCCCAGCCAGCUUGAAAACAUCGGGCCGGCAUCAAGAAUUUGCAAAGACGAGGUGAUCGCAGACUUUGAGAAGGAGAUCAAGAAGAUCGAGGAGGUGAAGCUGUACAGCAGCAGACAGCCUGGCCUCCUGCAACAAAUGGAAACGUUCCUCAUGAGGGCUGAGGCCAAGCUGGCCGAUGUGGGGGCCCAUCUCCAGGAGCUGGAUGCUCUGAGCAACAGUGUCGCUGAGUACUUCUGCGAAGACCCUGCUACCUUCAAACUGGAGGAGUGCUGCUCCAUCUUUCAUUCAUUUUGCAAGCGGUUCGACACAGCUGUGCGGGAGAACAGAGAGCGGGAGGCAGCAGAGCAGAGGCGCCGGCGGUCGGAGAGCAUGCGUAUGUCAGUCAAACGACGCUCCACGGUGUCUUGCCCGGGACGCGUGCCCGAUCAGGACUCGAGUUUGGAGUCUGCCUUGCACAGCUUUCUCUCCACCAUUCCGGGGGGAUUAGCCAGGUGCAAAAAGAACACGCUGCCUCCGGUCGAGGGAUCCCCCGCUGAGCGCACAUCUCUGAUCGUUCCAUCAGUAGAAAAAACUGCGGCUACGCCCCCUCCUAGACAAGAGAGGCCCGAGAAGAAGCAACCCAAACUGCAGAAAGAGAACGAGCAACUGGACAACGAGGGAGAAGCUGAGAAGAUGCGCGAGAUAACUCGGAAGGUGCUCCGCUACCAAAGCAGUAGAAGCAGCCUGAAUGGGACCAAAGUCUCGGGCACUCCUCCUCGGUCAGAGAGAGAGCAGAACACACCGGCUACCCCAAGCACCCCUCAGCCUAGAACCAGAGACCACUUCUUUCCGCACAAUGGGGAUGCAGGGUCCCCAUGGACUAUCCUAAGUCCCUUGACCUGCUCCCAAAGAAACCAACUCCAACAAAACGGACAGCCUCACAGACGCAGACUGUCCUCAAUGUCUGCCGGAGAUGACCCUGAUGAUGGAGUCUGGGAGAGUGACAAAGACAAUCAUCUCCCCGCUUCCUCCGACAGGGACAGUCCAACAUCUCCAUCCGUCGGUUCCGCCUCUCUACCCGAGUGCCCCAGUCAGAGAGCUGUGUCACAGGGUCCAAUGCUCAGGUCGGUUUCCAUGGAUGAAACCAGGCCAUCCCCAGCAUCCCGCUUCCGGCUUGGACACUUGUUCCAGAGAAGCAUAUCCCAGCGGUCGUACUCCUACGGAUCAAGGACGGAGAGUAUGAGAGAGAAAAGAGCAGGAGUCUGUCAUGUAGACGGGCAAGUGAGCACUUCAGGGUUUAUAUCCUUCUUCAGGCGCAUCGGAGGCAGAAGUAGGCCUGGCAACGUGGAGGAACGAAACUUCAGAGGAUCUAAUACCUGAUUAAAACGUUUUAUUUAGACAGAGACCGAACUUUGUCAUUUUUUUUUUGUGUUUUAGAUUAACGUGUGUUUGUCUUUUUUGACUGUUUUUUUGUCCUUCAGUGGAACCAAGGCAAAUGGGGACUUGCUUAGAGCUGUAAAGGUUUGUGGGGGGCAAACCUUCUUUUUGUCUUUUUGUCUUUUUUUCCUCUUUGUCUUGUCUUGUGCAAUAAAGGGUGACUUUCUA